AUGUCGGACGUUAAUCAAGAAGAAAAAUCAAAUAAAAAAAAUUGGACUGAUGAAGAGCGUUUAGAUCUUGCCACUAAACUUGAUAAUGAACUAGAUGAAUACAUUAAUAGUUUUGAAAAAAAGCCGUAUUCAGAAGGAUGGCCAGAAGAUCGAUGGCAAGAAGAAAUGGAGAAACAUCCCUUUUUUAUGAAACAAUUUCCUGAAAAUGGAGAAGUUUCUCCACUUAUGGAAGGCUUACAACAACUUAAAUACAGCGAAGAAGAAAAUAGUCCAGAAGAGCUGGCUAUUAAUUAUAAAGAAGACGGUAAUUUUAAUUUUAAAUAUAAAAAAUACCGUCUAGCAAUUUUAAGCUAUACAGAAGGUAUAAAAACGCAGUGUAAAGAUGACAAUAUUCGUGCGCAAUUGUAUAAUAAUAGAGCAGCUGCCCAUUUUAUGCUGAAAAAUUAUCGGUCGAGCUUGAAUGACAGUAAACAGGCUAUGAAAUUUCAACAGAAUUAUCCAAAAGCAUUGUCCCGAGCUGCGAGCUGUAGUUAUUAUAUUAAAAAUUAUGACCAAUGUAUUGAAUUCUGCAAUAAACAUAUCGCUGAAAAUGGACCGAGUGCGGAAAUUUCUCGCUUAAUGACAUCAGCUAUUUCAGAACAAAAACAAAAAAAUCGCAUGGAAAGAUUGAAGGACAAAAGGGAGGAAAAAGAAAAACGUGAAAGUGAAAAAUUGUUGGAAACAAUUAAAUCGCGUAAUUUAAUAAUUGAUUCUAAUGGACAGAAAAAUUUUGAAACUAAACAUUUAGACCCUCAAAUUCCGCAAUUAGCUGAUCAUACUGUAAGAUUAGACGCUGAUGGUAAAUUAAUUUGGCCGGUUGUUAUUUUGUACCCUGAAAUUUUUCAGUCAGACUUUAUUCAAAAUUUUCAUGAAGAUACUAGAUUUGUAGAUCAACUUGAGGAAGUUUUGAGUGAACCCCCAGAGUGGGAUACCGGAAGGCGCUAUAAUCUUGCUAGUUUUCGAGAAGAAAAAUUAUAA
Molecule: messenger RNA, 1017 nt
Organism: Cotesia congregata
Lineage: Eukaryota; Metazoa; Arthropoda; Insecta; Hymenoptera; Braconidae
Source: the annotation of a GenBank genome assembly